Mercurialis annua (annual mercury) is the source of this 3969-nucleotide messenger RNA. Its product is annotated as nonsense-mediated mRNA decay factor SMG7. Gene Ontology annotation, biological process: nuclear-transcribed mRNA catabolic process, nonsense-mediated decay. The transcript is spliced from 8 exons. The coding region runs from base 205 to 3162 and encodes 985 amino acids. The record is from RefSeq and is a predicted model, not a curated record. Gene Ontology annotation, molecular function: protein binding; telomeric repeat DNA binding; telomerase RNA binding. NCBI's taxonomy places the organism in Eukaryota, Viridiplantae, Streptophyta, Magnoliopsida, Malpighiales, Euphorbiaceae. Gene Ontology annotation, cellular component: telomerase holoenzyme complex.
AAUUAAAAUUAGAAUAAAUUAAAUAAUUUGGACUUAAAAGCCCAUUCUCUCUCUCUUUUUUCAACCAAACGUACAAACCCUAAACACACGAAAUCUAAUCUAUUUCUCUUCCAAUUCCGUCAAUUCGAAGCUCUGAUUCAUCCAAUUCCUCUCGAUCUGUUUCAUUAGAUGAUCACAAUUUGGAAAAAGAAAAUAUAUUGAUGGAUGAUGAUUGUACAGAUGGAUAAAAUGUCUGCUCCUUCAUCUAGGGAGCGCGCUCAGCGUCUUUAUGAAAAGAAUGUCGAGUUGGAGAAUAAGCGUCGGAGGUCAGCUCAGGCAAGAAUUCCAUCUGAUCCUAAUGCAUGGCAGCAGAUGCGGGAGAACUAUGAAGCUAUAAUUCUUGAAGAUUAUGGUUUUUGUGAGCAACACAACAUAGAAUAUGCUCUUUGGCAGUUGCAUUAUAGACGCAUUGAGGAAUUAAGAGCCCACUACAGUGCUGCUAUAGCAUCUGCUAACUCGAAUACAUCACAGGGUGCAAAAGUUCCUUCUCGACCUGACCGAGUUACAAAAAUUAGGCUGCAGUUUAAAACAUUUCUUUCAGAAGCCAGUGGGUUUUAUCAUGACCUGAUCCUGAAAAUCAGAGAUAAAUAUGGGCUUCCUCUGGGGUACUUUUCUGACGAUUCAGAUAAUCGAGUUGUCUUGGAGAAAGAUGGAAAAAAAUCAGCUGACAUGAAGAAAGGGUUGGUCUCUUGUCACCGUUGUUUGAUAUACUUGGGUGAUUUGGCAAGGUACAAGGGACUUUAUGGGGAGGGUGACUCUAAAACACGUGAGUAUGGGGCAGCUUCAAGCUACUACUUGCAAGCUGCAUCUCUUUGGUCAUCAAGUGGGAACCCUCAUCAUCAGCUUGCUAUUUUGGCUUCCUAUUCUGGAGAUGAAUUGGCGGCAGUGUACCGUUAUUUUAGGAGUCUGGCAGUUGAAAAUCCAUUCACAACAGCAAGAGACAACUUGAUUGUUGCUUUCGAGAAGAACCGUCAAAGCUACACUCAACUGCUCGGAGAUGCUAAAGUUUCGACAGGCAAGGAUGCAUCUGUGCGGUUGACCAGCAAGGGAAGAGGGAAAAGGGAAGCAAAACCUGCUGCUAAAGACACCAACUUAGAAGUCAAUGUUGACAUUGAGAAGACACCUAGCAUCAAUGAGGUGUACAAGUCCUUUUGCACUCGCUUUGUCCGCCUGAAUGGCAUUCUGUUUACACGCACCAGCCUGGAGACAUUUGCUGAAGUUCUUUCAUGCGUUAGCAAUGAAUUCUGCGAGCUUCUUUCUUGCGGGCCCGAAGAAGAAUUAAAUUUUGGCCCCGAUAUUGUUGAAAAUGCCAUCUUCGUUGUGCGGCUUAUCUGUAUUCUCAUUUUCACUGUUCACAAUGUCAAAAAAGAAGCUGAAGGUCAAACAUAUGCGGAGAUUGUACAGCGUGCUGUUCUUCUUCAGAAUGCAUUUACUGCAGUUUUUGAGUUGAUGGGACACCUGCUAAAGAGGUUGGUGCUGCUGCGUGAUCCUUCUUCCAGUUAUCUCUUACCUGGGAUUCUGGUUUUUGUGGAGUGGUUAGCCUGCUGUCCUGAUGUUGCAUCAGGGAGUGAUGCAGAUGAGAAGCAGACUGCUGUUAGAUUAAACUUUUGGAAGCAUUGUAUAUCUUUCUUGAACAAAAUACUGUCAUUUUGGUCAAUGUCCCUUGAUGAUAAUGAAGAGGACACAUGCUUCUACAACAUGAGCCAUUAUGAAGAAGGGGAAACUGGAAAUCGGCUUGCUCUAUGGGAGGAUUUUGAAUUGAGAGGGUUUUUACCAAUUCUGCCUGCACAUAGCAUUUUGGAUUUUUCAAGGAAGCACACUUUUGGAGGUGAUGGAAGCAAAGAAAAAAUAGCGCGUGUUAAAAGGAUUCUAGCAGCUGGAAAGGCUCUAGCAAAUAUUGCUAAGAUUGAUCAAAAAAAAGUCUUUUAUGAUUCAAGGAUGAAGAAAUUCGUCAUAGGCAUAGAGUCGCCAAUUUCAGAUGAUGACAUGUUGACUUUUGGUUCUGCUUUACCAAAAAGUAAUGACCUGGUGCAAGUAGUUCAGCCUGAGCAAAUAAUUAAUGUGGGUGUUCCGCAGCCUAGUCCACAAUCAUUCAUGGAAGGGGACGAGGAGGAUGAAGUAAUUGUUUUCAGGCCUGCUGUGACGGAAAAUCGAAGCGAUAUGAUUGGCCCCAAAUGGGGUCCUCACGAUGGCAUGAAACCGAGUCAAGAUAUGUCUGCUGGUGCUAUGAAAUUUUAUGGUGGUUCUAUUUCAGCUCCUCUUGAUAUGCGUCAGCAAGCUGCAUUUGAUGCAGGUCCUCAAAUAUCUGUAUCCAAUGGCAUCAUCACUUCCCAGAAUGUGCAACCAGUUCAACCACACACCUCGAAGUGGUUGAUGGAAGAAUCUGUUUCGCUUGCAAAUAGUUUGAAAGCUGUCAGGUUCAUGGAAAAUGGUAUAUCAGAACAUGAGUUUCAAAAAGACUUGGGCAUUGCCCAUCUUCCUGGACGUUCAGUACCAGCUCAACAACCUGCAAAUGUCAAUGCUAGUGGUAUGUUUUAUAAUCAGGCAAGAAUGCUGGAAGCUGUAGUCCCAUCGAAGGUUGAUGCUAUUACAUCCGGAGUUUUUGCUGAAAGUCUUGCUAUGAAGACCUCAGCAGGUUUGCCAGUAGGUGCAAGGAAAAGUCCAGUUAGCCGGCCUAUAAGGCAUCUUGGGCCUCCCCCAGGUUUUAGUCAUGUUCCUGCCAAACAAUCUAAUGAUCUUGCACUGGGUUCAGAUUUUAUGAGUGAGAAUUCGCUAGCUGAUGAUUAUAGCUGGUUAGAUGGAUAUCAGUUGCCAUAUGCGGCAAAAGGUUAUGGACUCAAUGCUGCUGCUAAUCUCACUUCUCAAGCUAUGCCUCAGUACAUCAAUAACAAUAAUGGCUCAAUGGGGACAGUUAGCUUUCCUUUUCCUGGAAAGCAGGUGCCAUCAGUGCAAAUCCAGUCAGAAAAUCAGAAUGGUUGGCAGAAUUACCAGUCCCUUGAGCAUCUAAGAGCACAGCAAGAGCAGCAGCUGCAGCAACAACUUUUAAAUGGAAAUCAGCAAUUUACUCCAAUGCCUGAGCAAUAUCAGGGAAAGUCCAUCUGGAGUAAUCGUUACAUUGUGUGAGAUGAAUAUGAAAGCAUAGAUGCCUUUCUAUCUAUAGGUUUCGAGAAUGACUUUGGUGAAUGUACUGCGUCCUCUUGCUGCCAAAUAUGAACUCCAACUUUGCAGCCUUUGUCAAAAUUCAAGUUUAAGUUUUUGUUGGAGAAUGGGUGGCUUUAGCUCUUUGCGGGCGCUUGCUACUGAACAAAUUUCGCGGAGCUCUCCUUCCUGGGGAAGAGAAAUAUUGAGACAUGUUAAUGUUGCGAAAUUCCUAAGCAGCAAAUGCCUUUAUCUGGUUACAUGGGUUGGAGAUAGAGUCUUAAUAAAGAGCGACUGUUGGUUUUCGGGCUUACUUAUAUUUGGAGGAGUUGGUGGAAUAAAGACAUGGUACUCACUGUUUGAACUCAACUUACAUCUUUUGCCCUAGCUGUCAAAACUACAUCGGUUCGGUUGGUAGUAAGUUAAUAGUGUCUCCUCAGUUGGUUCUCAGCCAGAUAAAUAUCUCUAGAGCUUUUAUCGGAAACGGUGCUUAGAUUCCAUUUCAGCAUCAGAAGUUGGACAGUGAGAUAUUAUAUGGCAUUAUCAUAGUAAGUAUAAACGGGUGGUGUAUGGAAGUCUUUAAUUUCCUGUGGUCUAUCUAGAUCAACUUGUUUAUGUUCUUCUGUUGUCGUUUAAUAUCGUACUUUAGUUUAUAUAAGUAAUAUCGAACGAGUGACUAUUGAUGUUGGUUUUGUGUUGAAGUCGGGUUGGUGUUUGUUUUCCCAACUUCUAGUUAAUAAACUAAGAAACACAUGCUUCCUGUUGAAUGAAUGUUAAUGUUUAGUUGUGUUA